Molecule: messenger RNA, 3750 nt
Organism: Haliotis rufescens (red abalone)
Lineage: Eukaryota; Metazoa; Mollusca; Gastropoda; Lepetellida; Haliotidae
Product: sodium- and chloride-dependent glycine transporter 2-like
Exons: 16
Coding region: 303-2213 (636 amino acids)
Biological process (GO): sodium ion transmembrane transport
Cellular component (GO): membrane
Source: RefSeq, a predicted model, not a curated record
UAUCACCGGGUAUACAGACUCCAACUUGUCAACAACUUUAAGGGUUCAUUUGGACCUACAACGACACAAUAGAUAAACCAAAUUGUAUUAUCAUAGCGUCAAGGACUAAUGAAGACGUCAGACUUUACCUUCAUCCGUGCUCUGACUGCAUAACACCCACUACGCCACUUACCUCCGACGUAAUUACGGUGUCCGGUACAAAGCCACGUGAUAUCAGCUCGCGUUGACGAGAUAAGCACCCCCACUCUCAUCAUUUAUACACCUGUACUGGAUAAGGACAUCAAAGUUUGAAAGUUUUCACGAUGGCCAAGGAGGAUCCAAAAGAGCGGGCUCAGUGGGGUCGACAGAUCGAGUUCAUCUUCACCUUGGUUGGGUAUGCUGUUGGCCUGGGCAACGUGUGGAGAUUCCCAUAUCUGUGUUAUAAAAAUGGAGGAGGAGCUUUCCUUAUUCCCUACUUAAUAUGUCUGGUUUUUCUUGGCAUCCCUAUAUUUGGCCUGGAGGUUGCCUUCGGACAGUUUGGUGCAAAAGGACCAAUAAGCAUUUGGUAUAUAAACCCAGCGAUGAAAGGUAUUGGUUAUGCCGGAGUGUUGGUGUCGACUGUCAUCUGCAUUUAUUAUGACGUCAUCAUUGCCUGGGGACUUUACUAUUUAUUUGCCUCUAUGACGGAUGUGGUGCCAUGGUCGAAAUGUUCGCAAUGUGAAUGCCUUACAUACGGAAGAAAUAUCACCCCAGCUUAUGACAACGCCACCGGAAUUAACUGCACUGGCUGGCUGGGGGAUACAAAAUCAUCGAGUGAAUUAUACUACAGAGAUAUUGUGCUACAAGAAACGGCCAGUAUAGCGGAGACGGGGCAGAUCAACUGGCAGAUAAUGUUGUGCAACCUUCUCGCCUGGAUCAUCGUGAUGAUUGUCUUAGCCAAAGGGAUCCAGUCACUUGGAAAGGUUGUUUAUUUCACGGCCAUCUUUCCAUACAUCCUCCUGACAGUCCUUCUGAUUCGAGGAGCGAUGCUGGAUGGCGCUAUCGACGGAAUCAUCUUCUACCUCACCCCCAAAUGGGACAGGCUCACCGAUGCCACGGUAUGGAGCGACGCUGCUGUCCAGAUCUUCUUCUCGCUCAGCGCCUGCCAGGGCGGCCUUGUUGCCAUGGCAAGCUACAACAAAUUCUCCAACAACGUACUAAGGGAUGCCAUAAUGAUUCCAAUCAUAAACUGCCUGACGAGCUUCUAUGCUGGGUUCGUGGUGUUCUCGACACUGGGCUACAUGGCUAACAUACAGGGAGUACCUGUAGCCAAUGUCACGGCUGGAGGGCCCGGCUUAGCUUUCAUUGCCUAUCCGGAGGCCCUGUCUAACAUGCCCAUCACACCCCUAUGGUCCAUCCUGUUCUUCAUCAUGCUGUGCACCCUCGGCUUCAGUUCGCAAUUUUCCAUCGUUGAGACAGUUAUGACCGCCAUGAUCGACGAGUUUCCUCAAUAUAUCAGCACAAGGAAGAGACAGAUCUUAUUCCGACUUUGUGUCUGUUUGGGAGCAUUCUUAUUGGGCUUGCCAAUCGUUACACAGAGUGGGGCCUAUCUGCUGGAUCUUGUGGACACCUACAUCCUGGGCUUCCCGACACUUUUCAUUGCUUUCUUCGAACUGAUUGCCAUAUGCUACAUUUACGGUUACAGAAGCUUUGCCAAGGACGUAGAAGCCAUGGUGGGGAGACAGCCCUACAUUUACUUCACCGUGUGCUGGAUGGUCAUAUCGCCUCUACUGAUUCUGGCCGUGAUCGUUUUCAAAGGCAUCCAAUAUGAACCUCUAACAGCUAAAGGAGAACCAGUAUGGGCGGAGGUGAUUGGUUGGUUUGUUGCCAUGUCUCCGGUAGCAAUCAUUGUCAUAGCAUUCCUGUGGUACACUUGUCCUAAAGGCAUUUGGCAGAGGGUCGUUGUACUCAACAAGCAUACAGAAGAAUGGAGAGAGCGACGUAACUUGAGUACCUUCACACAUCUUCACGUGUCUACAACAGGCAGAAAUAAUCUUGGCUUUGCGACUGAAUCUAAGACGGCGUUUGGGAUGGACAGCAGUGCAGACAAACCGCCGAUAUCUAAAGAUGGCGGCCCGGAAGGUCACAUGGAAGAUCAAGAUAGCGGUUAUGUCCCUUACUCCCAGGACCCAGACAAAUUCUUGUAUGGAUAUGAAAAACAAACCUCUUAUCAGGAAGAGUCGACAAAGUUUUAGGCAUCAUUAGUUGUUAAUAUGUACACUUGAUAUGAUUCAGAAUUGUCGCUUCACAGUAAACAGCUGCAUGUAUGCUUUGUAUGUAGCCCUUAAACGUCAUAUAAUGGAAUUUUCUUUUAACAAAAUGAUCAUUUCCAUUGAAUUUUUUUCGUCAAACUUGUAAGAAACCAUCAACAUAAAUACGCAACAUAAUGCAUUAUGUUAUUGUUUGUAUGCAAUAAUAGUAAAAUGAUAUAUACUUACUUCUUAGAGUUUUGUUCUCAGCUCAAUAUUAAUUUUGCUUAAUUCAAUCGUUCGUGUAUACGAAAAUCUCUAAAUCUGAACAUGUUGAAUGUAAUAGCAACGGUACAGGUCAGAUGUACGGCACAUGUACAACCUGUGUACAAUUUGGUGACAAUGUUCUACGAUAACUGACAACGUCUUGAACAAUCAGAAUACACUCUACAUCAUGUAGAAUGCAACUUUGUGUUUGUAGUAUACUUGCACAAAGCACUUGUUCACAAACGUUCAUUUAGAAUGGUAGAUGGUGAUAUGUAAAGAGCUAACUGUUUAUUAUUAAGCUAUAGAGAACACUUUGUGAAGAAGUCGUUCACAACACAUGACAUGAUCAAAGAUACUAAAACAAGAUAGAACGGCUAAAUAAUAAUUAUUGAUUAAUACGGGAAAGCAGUACUGUGUAAUUUUUGUGACCGAGUUUGAUUCAAGAUUAUAAAAUACCACUUUGUAUGCUUACUCGAAAUGGAUUAAAGAUAUUUAGCAGUGAAUCAUGUACCUAAUGACACAGAGAGAAUGUCUCACUUUCACACAUGACACUAAUGACACAGAGAGAAUGUCUCACUUUCACACAUGAUACUUAUUACACAGAGAUAAUGUCUCACUUUCACACAGACACUAGCUACACAGAGAGAAUGUCUCACUUUCACACAUGACACUUAUUACACAGAGAGAAUGUCUCACUUGCACACAUGACACUAAUGACACAGAGAGAAGGUCUCACUUUCACACAUGACACUAAUGACACAGAGAGGAUGUCUCACUUUCACACAUGACACUAGCUACACACAGAGAAUGUCUCACUUUCACAGAUGACACUAGCUACACAGAGAGAAUGUCUCACUUUCACACAUGACACUUAUUACACAGAGAGAAUGUCUCACUUGCACACAUGACACUAGCUACACAGAGAGAAUGUCUCACUUGCACACAUGACACUAAUGACACAGAGAGAAGGUCUCACUUUCACACAUGACACUAAUGACACAGAGAGGAUGUCUCACUCUCACACAUGACACUAGCUACACAGAGAUAAUGUCUCACUUUCACACAUGACACUAGCUACACAGAGAGAAUGUCUCACUUUCACUCAUGACACUAGCUACACACAGAGAAUGUCUCACUUUCACACAUGACACUAGCUACACACAGAGAAUGUCUCACUUUCACACAUGACACUAGCUACAUAGAGAGAAUGUCUCACUUUCACACAUGAUACUUAUUACACAGAGAUAAUGUCUCACUUUCACACAGACACUAGCUA